This is a messenger RNA of Scatophagus argus, 2193 nucleotides long. Its product is annotated as cytohesin 1 interacting protein. The transcript is spliced from 8 exons. Gene Ontology annotation, molecular function: protein binding. The record is from RefSeq and is a predicted model, not a curated record. NCBI's taxonomy places the organism in Eukaryota, Metazoa, Chordata, Actinopteri, Scatophagidae. The coding region runs from base 442 to 1485 and encodes 347 amino acids.
GACCGAAGCUUAGCCCAUUGAGAAACUGAGAGUGAGAGAGGCUGGAAGCAGGUGCUGGUGGAGGCGUGAGGUGGCAGUUUCUCAUGCAUUGCUGAUUUCUGACAGACCAGAAAUCGAAUUGCUAAGACUGCAAAAAGGGAAAGGGACUGUUUGAAGGGGGAUAUUGAGAAGAACAAAAAAAAAAGCUUGUACGACCUCCUUCCUUUGCUUUUCAAAAGACCAGCUCUUCUCAAGAAAGAGAAAAAAGAAGAACAGACGUGAAAAGACGUGAACAGGAAAUUAGGUAUCCAAGGCUACAGAUGCAGGUCUACCACAGCCGUCACGUGACGUGAAUUUCCGCUUUCACACAUUUUACUUUUGGCUGCACAGCAGGGCAGGACCACACACUCGCUGAAGGGCUGCUGCAGCAAGACAUGAUGGUGCUUUGAGGACUACUCUACCAUGCAGUCCACCAUGAAUUUCAAUGGACUUCAACGCCAGGGCAGUCAAGAGAAUUACAUUCUGGAUAAUACUCUGAAGAAGAAAUGUUCCCUGUGGUACAGGCGCUCACUGAGGGGACACAAUGAUCGCCACCGGCAGAACUCGGGCUCUCUGACCAGAGUGCACAAGCCCAAACAAAGCGACUCUGGCUCCCUGGUUAAUUACUCUGAUCCACAAAGAAUCACAAUUGUACUGGAAAAGCAAGACAAUGAAACAUUUGGCUUUGAAAUUCAGACUUAUGGCCUGCAGCUGAAGAACAGCUCUGCGGUGGAGAUGUGCACGUUUGUGAGUAAGGUGCAGGAGGACAGCGCUGCUGAAAGCGCUGGCCUGACCGCAGGAGACAUUAUUGUCACCAUCAAUGGGGUCAGCAUCGAAGGAUCAUCUCAUCAGCACAUACUUGAUCUGAUAAGAGAAUCAACCAACAGUUUAAAGAUGGAGACUGUAUGCGGGAAUGUAGUGAAGCAGAUAGAGCUGAAGAAGAGGAUGAACCUGCUGAAGCAAUCACUACACGAGAAACUGAUGGAGCUGCAAGCACUUACAGUACAGGAAAGACGUCUGCUGCGAGGUAACUUGAACAACAGCAGCCUUCACCUCUCAAUGGACUGUUCGGACAUCCUGAGCUCCCCCACGGGCCGCUGUGGUCGCCGUUUUUCAAGUGACAGUAGCUACAGGAGCGUGAUGACUGAUGACAGUGACCAGACCAGUGUGUUUGGGGAUCUGAGCUCUCCCAGCCCCCUCAGUGCAGCCAGCACCAAAGACGAUGGCUGCUUUUUCUCCAGAGAUUUUCCAUCACAGGACAGCAGCAAUCAUCACCGAGCCCUCUGCCGCUCCAGCAGCUCCAGUUUGGUCAGCAGCAGCAGCUCCCUCUCACCUUCCUGGGAGGAAACAAGGAUCUCCUCCUUGUUUGGUACCCUGCCCCGCAAAAGCAGGAGAGGCAGCGUUCGCAAACACAUCUUCAAGUUAAUUCCCGGGCUGCAGCGAUCAGUUGAGGAGGAGGAGAUGUGAACAAACUAUCAGUGAAAUAGACACUGUGAAUGAAGAUGAAGCGCUUCACCUCUCUGUAAGGACUGGAUUAACCCUUUAAAAAUAAAAAACCACACAGACAGGGAUGACGGACAAUGUGGCUCUUGGCAUUUGUCAAAGACUUUAAGAUGAGUCUGUUGGGCUUACACUUGUGGUGGCACAAAAGCAUUAUGAAAAUGUAAAAAGUUCCUUCUCUGAACAAGUGCUUGAAUUAAUGUACAUACAAGAUAGUAAUGUAUGAAUGUGAUCAGCAUUAAUCAUAUCAGUCUGAACUGCAGUAGCUCACGUUGCACCUUGCAUUCUAAAAAUGAGACCAUUGUGACAUAAAAUACACAAUAACCACUCAUGUUUAAAUGAUAUUUCUGUCAUGUUUAGGUGCUUAAAACCAAAAUCCAGGCUCUCCUGUGUAUAGACGGCUGCUCAGUUCAAAACAGGAUGUGGGUUAGAAGAGGUACUACUGAACUGUUUUCAUUUCCAAAAUUAUUUUCAGGCGGUAUACAAGUCACUUUCGUUGUUGGUUCCGAAACGCGGAACAGGUUUCUUAUAAGUCUGAACGAAAGUUUAUUUUCAGUGGCGAGAAAAUAAAACUUUUUAAAGAAUGUGUGAAUUUUUUGUUUUUGUAUCAAGUCAAGAUAAAGUGUAUGCAAAAAACUGAAAAAAAAAAAAAAUAAACUUGCAAAGUCUCACCCA